Messenger RNA from Acipenser ruthenus (sterlet), 1213 nucleotides. RefSeq names its product methylosome subunit pICln. The transcript has 8 exons. Gene Ontology annotation, cellular component: pICln-Sm protein complex; spliceosomal complex; cytosol. The coding region runs from base 36 to 884 and encodes 282 amino acids. Gene Ontology annotation, biological process: chloride transport; cell volume homeostasis; spliceosomal snRNP assembly. The record is from RefSeq and is a predicted model, not a curated record. Lineage: Eukaryota; Metazoa; Chordata; Actinopteri; Acipenseriformes; Acipenseridae.
GCAACGUUCGGCUUCUUGUUUAGUACAGCGAGGUAAUGAGGUCGACCGGCGGGGGUUGGGUUUGUACUUGCAGUAAAAGCAAAGCAUGGAGUGACUGUAGACGUAGAAAGAGAAACAUCCAACCGGGGAAAAUAAUCAGUGAAGAUAAUAUGGUUUUGCUGAAAAACGUUACCCCUCCCUGCGAAGGCGUCCGGUACCAGCAGUCUGAGACCACAGCAGUUUUGGACGGGAAAGGACUUGGCUCCGGAACACUCUACGUUGCUGAAAACCGUUUGUCCUGGUUUGAUGGAACAGGAAUGGGCUUCUCGCUGGAAUACCCUUCCAUCAGCUUGCAUGCCAUCUCUCGGGACGUGAGCGCCUAUCCACAGGAGCACUUGUAUGUGAUGGUCAAUGCUAAGCUGAGUGAGGAGGGUGGGGCAGCUGAGGAGUCUGAAAUGAAGGAGAAAGACUCGGAAGGCGAGCAAGACGAGAGUGAUGAAGACACGGAUCCCAUCACAGAGAUCCGAUUCGUACCCAGCGACAAAGCAGCACUGGAGCCGAUGUUCUCUGCGAUGUGCGAGUGUCAGGCUCUGCACCCUGACCCGGAGGAUGACGACUCGGACAGUGAUUUUGAGGGUGACGAGUACGACGUUGAGGAAGCUGAACAAGGGCAAGGUGACGUGCCUUCGUUCUACACCUACGAGGAAGGGCUCUCGCGUCUCACCUCCGAAGGGCAGACCACUCUGGAGCGCUUGGAGGGUAUGCUGGCUGAGUCGGUGGCUCAGCAGUACCACAUGGCAGGAGUGAGGACCGAAUCUGCAGCCGCAGACUUUGAAGAUGGAAUGGAGGUGGAUACAGGCUCAGCGGUUGCUGGGCAGUUUGAGGAUGCUGAUGUGGAGCAUUGAUAAGAUUUUGGCAACUAACUGAAGCACUUACUGGUCGUAAGGCUUGUGGAACUUCGCUUUUUGUAGAGAUACUAGCUUUGGAUCUGGUGCGACUUGCACCAUUUGUCAAUUUUUACAAUUAAAUUCUGUUUUUGAAAAUUAUUUGCCAGAGCCUUAACUUGUUUAGUGCUAAUUUUAUUUAGUUUUUUUUGUCUUAUUUUUUUGUUUUAGGUAAAGUAAAACAAAUAACCAGCACUGUGUUCUGUGUGUCACUUCUUGAUGGAUAUCCUUGUCUAAAAAAAACCUGUUCAAUAAAAAUAGUUUUUGUAUAAAAACAGAUUGAACGUUGA